This is a messenger RNA of Mycena indigotica, 3051 nucleotides long. Its product is annotated as C3H1-type domain-containing protein. Bases 1 to 3051 code for a protein of 1016 amino acids. The record is from RefSeq and is a predicted model, not a curated record. The transcript is spliced from 3 exons. NCBI's taxonomy places the organism in Eukaryota, Fungi, Basidiomycota, Agaricomycetes, Agaricales, Mycenaceae.
AUGGAUGAGGGAGACACGGGAUAUACUGCAGGGGUCUUUAUUGGUCCUUUUACCAGUCCAGAAAAACGGUUCCUGGCUGUCCCUAUUGCGACUCCUUCGCCGCUUCGUCGUUCUCCGCGUCAUUCCAGUCCAUUACUAGUACCACAAGUCAACGAUAACAGCGCUCCUAUGGAAGUGGAUGAAGGGCCUUCACGCUCAAGGUCAGCGACACCAGAUAAUGAUGGAUGGCAAGACGAGCCUUCCUCUGUGUUGGCAUCGAGAGUUGCUCGUGCCCACGACAACCCUUCGCCUCCUCCCCAGGAAGCAGACUCGAGGCCACCCACUCCUCAGAACCAAGAUCCAAUCCCAUUCCCACUAGCUAUCCACAAUCCCGCCACAGUUGCCGCACCAGCAUCUCCGUUUCCACCCAUACUAGAUGUCCCCACCGCUAAUCUAAUCUCUUUCGACUCUUCAUUGACAGAGGUGCUACCAACUCCCCAACCCUCUCUGUCGAAUGCGCCAUCCAUAGACGAGUUGCUUGGCGCAUGGAGCCCGUCAGGCCAGCAACAAAGAACGACCGAAAGUAGCACGCCAGAAACAGAAGAACUCCAGAUUGUGGCAGACUCUUUAAUCCCCCCCAGUGACUCGGAUGCUGACAGCGGGGCCCCAGUGACUCCCCUAAGGCGGUCAACCCGACCGAGACGGAGUACUCCCCAUGCCCAUCUCGUUCCAUUACCACUCAGCGACGACGAAUCGACACCGACCAAAACUUCUCCACGGACACGACGGAAAGGAAAAGAGAAGGAUGUAGAAAACGCAGCUCUAGCUAAUGCUAUGCUACCGGAGGAUGACCUGCCAAAGAGAAACAAGACGCCCAAGAAACCAUCGACGGUGUUUGGACAUCGCCAACUCGGAUCGCUCUCUCCUGGCUCGGCCAAUGUUCUCUCUCAAUUAUCUGGACCCACUCCCUUCGCCGAACCAGACGAAACACAGAGACCAUUCUCUUUCUCGGUUUUUGCGGCAGAAUCAACUCCUCAGCCGUCAUCUCCGAUGCGCGCCAGCCCUCCACGAAAUUCUCGACCUAACUCACCAUUGCGGCUACAGUUUCAGACGCAGUCAACAGAAAACGUUCUCCAAUCUCCCGCUCGUCGAAUACCUGUGGAAGAAGCUGUUGCAAGCGGACAGAUUUCCCCACAGAGAGGAGCCCAACUUCUUUCAGGCGUCACAAAUGUCGGCUCUUCGUCGAAAGUCCCGGUUUUUCAUAUUCCGCCUCAAGAUUCUCCACCACGGCGUAUCCAGUUGAUACCACCGACACCAAGCCAGGGAAAAUGGCAGGGGAUGAGAUUUGGCAGCCCAACGCGCAGCAAAUCACCAGAACGCGCGCCAUCAGUCGAGGCACGCCCACCUUGGAACGGUAGUACAAGUGGAGCACCGCGUGGCGCUUCCACUUCACGAACAAAUUCCUCACCAACAAAGGACAAACUGCCAUUUCCUAUAAGAUCUACGGUCUCUGAAUCUUCUUCUAACGCCAACUCUGGACCGUCUACAGAACCACCGCCAACCACGAUAAAGAUCCCAAGGUCAACUCUCAAACAACCUACAAGUCGCAUUCCGAGAAUUGGUCAGAAACCAUAUGCUCGCCCAAAUAUCAAUGUAUCAGCGGCCACAAAGCUUGGGCCGGAACAAGCCACAUCAAAAGUUGGCAAAGUGAUCAGAGUUGUGAAUACGACGAGCUCGCAGUCGGCUGAAGCGGGUCCAAGUAAUUUGAAGCGCAAACGACCUCCCUCGCCACAGAAUAAAACUCGACCCACCACUUCCCGUCAAAUUCCGCCUCAGAAUGUUGUUCCGAAUGCACAAGCAGCCUCUGCUUCUACGUCGAUCCCCAGUCCGGUAAAACGAGUGCCAGUCACAAAACCACGCGUGGUUGAGCUUCAUCGACCAGUUGGCAUAGAGGCCCAGUCAAAAGCGGAGAGCAGCAGUGACGGUCUGAUCAAACCGGCGACUCCCACACUCAAAUUCCAGGCAGUUGACCUGCAUGCCUCAUCUAUAGCAUCAUCAUGUCGGGAUAACUCACCAGAACUCGUCACAGAGCUCACCCCUCAGUUAUCACGAGAAAUCCCACAGUUGGUUCACAAUAUUUCUAUACCUGAAGUCGCAAUUCCGCCGCCGCCAUCGCCAUCACCUUCCCCGACACCCCCAAUAGACAUUCCGCCGCCAGAAGAGACUCUACGUCGAACAACACGUGUAAGAAGAUCGCUUUUCCCAACCACCGAUCCCCCACAGCCGGUGCCUACGCGAAGAAAAGCAGCACCAAUCUUUCCAUCGUUACUCUCAGGCCCUUUUGCUGGAAUGAGCGCUGUUGCAUUAAAAACUCUAACUUCCUCAAACACCACGAAGAACCAGCGUUAUUUGGCAGCGAAACUGGAGACGCAGGUGAUCAAGAAAGAUGGCGAUCGACCGGAGAGCCCUGGGAUGAAAGUAAAGACCGUCGCUCAGCGAGAAGCGGAUGAACGCAACGCAAAACGGGAACAAAGGGCAGCACGUAGAGCUGGGCAAGGUGAUGAUAUGACUGGAAGUGACGACAAGAUGGAUGUAGACAGCGACUUGGAUAGCUCACCGCUUAGACAUCAACGGGGACCUGGAGAUGAAGAAGACUAUGAAACUCCAAGACCGACUGGGAAGCGGCUUUGGUCUGGUGGCUCGAGCGAGGAUGAAGUUAUGGAAGAGAAGAAGAAGAGGGUCAAAUGGGAUCGUGGUCUGUCCACAUCUGUUUUCCUUGAUGAACUGGAACCGCAGCCUCGGAAAAGACCAAAGGAGGAGGUAACCCUGAAGGGCUGUCUUGCACCAACCGCCAAGGUACCCAAUCGCGGAAUUCACUUGCUCCUCUGUUUGACAUCUUCGCAGGCACUGAGGUUAGAUUCAAUGGGCAACCAUCCAAAGGCAGAAUCUCCAUUGCAAGAGCUCGUCGAGGAGAAUAUCGUGAUUAAGAAAUUUGUCUACGACAACGACGAACCCGAGCCGCCACCAGUCGUCCCCGUCAAGACACGUUCCAAGUCAAAGAAGAAGAGCUAG